AACGCCCUCAUUUUAUACCGCGACUUUUUACAAUAUUAUCUUUAUACAACAUGUACAAUACAGCUCAAGCGAAAGGUCCUAUUCAAACUAUGGGACAGAUGGGAACUCCAUCCAGGGAGGAGUCUGGAUUAGCAACCAACAAAGCUUUGAAUGAUGAACAAAUCUACCAGUGGAUUUCCGAACUUGUCACUGGGACGAAUAGAGAGCGGGCACUAUUAGAGUUGGGGAAAAAAAGAGAACAAUAUGACGACUUAGCACUAGUGUUGUGGAACUCAUUCGGGGUGAUGACUGUGUUGUUGGAGGAAAUUAUUUCUGUUUACCCUUAUUUGAACCCUCCCAAUUUAAGUGCAUCAGUUUCCAACCGGGUGUGUAAUGCUUUGGCUUUACUUCAAUGCGUGGCAUCCAACGUGCAAACCAGGGGAUUGUUUUUAAGUGCAAACUUGCCUCUUUACCUCUAUCCAUUCUUGUCUACCAAUGCUAGACAACGGUCAUUUGAAUAUUUGAGAUUAACUAGUUUGGGAGUCAUUGGAGCGUUGGUCAAGAACGAUACACCUGAAGUUAUAAAUUUCUUGUUAACUACGGAAAUCGUGCCAUUAUGUUUGAACAUCAUGGAAAUCUCAUCGGAAUUGUCCAAGACAGUUGCUAUUUUCAUCUUGCAAAAGAUUUUAUUGGAUGACCAAGGAUUGUCCUACGUGUGCACCACAUUUGAAAGAUUCCACACCGUUGCAUCGGUCUUGUCUAAAAUGAUUGACCAACUCAGCAUAUCUGCAAGUUCCCAGAACCCACAACAGCCAUCAAAUAGUUCCGGUAGAUUACUAAAACAUGUGGUUAGAUGCUACAUGAGAUUAUCAGACAAUUUAGAGGCGAGAAAAGCUUUGUCUAGUAUAUUACCAGAGCCUUUACGUGAUGGUACAUUCUCGUUGAUAUUACAAGAUGAUGUUGCUACCAAGAGAUGUUUGGCACAACUUUUGUCCAAUAUAAGCGAACUGCAAUAGUCAGCUUACGUGGUUACGAGAUAUGAUGAAUGAUAGAAUAGAGCGUAUGUUAAAUAUGCUGACUAAUAUAUGUAGUAGUAAUAAUAAUAAUAUGCAGAAUCAUUAAUAGAUUUCAUUCC
Molecule: messenger RNA, 1114 nt
Organism: Spathaspora passalidarum NRRL Y-27907
Lineage: Eukaryota; Fungi; Ascomycota; Pichiomycetes; Serinales; Debaryomycetaceae
Product: CCR4-NOT core subunit
Exons: 1
Coding region: 51-995 (314 amino acids)
Biological process (GO): mRNA catabolic process; negative regulation of translation
Cellular component (GO): CCR4-NOT complex; P-body; CCR4-NOT core complex
Source: RefSeq, a predicted model, not a curated record